CCGAGGAGCCGCCGGUUGUCUCGUGGUCGCGCGCAACAGGCCGAACCGGUUUCCGUGCUUUGUCUUGAAGACAGAACAAUGCCAAAGAAAGCGAAGGCUGCAGGGAAUGGGAAGGAAGAGGGGCCUGUGCCUUGUAAACAGGUGAAAGUGGAGGCAGCUGGUGAAGUUUUUGCUUUAAACUUUGACAGUCCCAGUGGGCUGUUUGAAAGUUUAAUCUCACCCAUCAAGACAGAGACGUUUUUUAAGGAGUUUUGGGAGCAGAAGCCCCUUCUCAUUCAGAGAGAUGAUCCUGCCCUGGCCACAUACUACCAGGCACUGUUCAGGCUGUCAGAUCUGAAGAGUCUGUGUGGCCAGGGUAUGUACUACGGAAGAGAUGUCAAUGUCUGCCGGUGUGUCAAUGGCAAGAAGAAGGUUUUAAAUAAAGAUGGCAAGGCACACUUUCUUCAGCUGCGAAAAGAUUUUGAUCAGAAAAGGGCAACAAUUCAGUUUCACCAGCCACAGAGAUUUAAGGAUGAGCUUUGGAGGAUCCAAGAGAAGCUAGAAUGCUACUUUGGCUCCUUGGUUGGCUCUAAUGUGUACAUAACCCCUGCCGGCUCUCAGGGCCUGCCACCCCAUUAUGAUGAUGUGGAGGUUUUCAUCCUGCAGCUGGAGGGAGAGAAACACUGGCGCCUCUACCACCCCACUGUGCCCCUGGCGCGAGAGUACAGCGUGGAGUCGGAGGACAGGAUUGGGCGACCGACACAUGAGUUCACGUUGAAGCCAGGUGAUUUGCUCUACUUCCCCAGAGGGACCAUCCAUCAAGCGGACACUCCUCCAGGGCUGGCCCACUCCACACAUGUGACCAUCAGCACAUACCAGAACACUUCCUGGGGAGAUUUCCUUUUGGACACCGUCUCGGGGCUUGUGUUUGAUGCCGCAAAGGAAGACCUGGAGUUACGGGCCGGCAUCCCCCGGCAGCUGCUCCUGCAGGCAGAAACCACAACUGUUGCAACAAGAUUAAGUGGUUUUCUGAGGAUGCUUGCAGACCGGCUGGAGGGCACCAAGGAACUGCUUUCUGCAGACAUGAAGAAGGAUUUCAUUGUGAACAGACUCCCGCCUUACCACGGAGGAGACGGAGAUGAGCUUUCAACACCAGCUGGACAGUUACCAAGACUGGACAGCACAGUGAGACUGCAGUUCAAAGACCACAUCAUCUUCACCCUGGGGCCGGACCAAGACCCAUCUGAUGGAACUCGAGAAAAGAUGAUUUAUAUCUAUCAUUCGUUAAAGAAUAGGAGAGAGAUACACAUGAUGGGAAAUGAAGAAACACAGUCUCAUGGACUUCGCUUUUCUUUAUCACACAUGGAUGCACUGAAACAGAUUUGGAACAGUUCAGCUAUUCCUGUCAAGGACCUGAAACUUAAUUCAGAUGAGGAAAAGGAAAACCUGGUAUUAUCCCUCUGGACAGAAUGUUUAAUCCAAGUAAUCUAGUAUUUCAUACUAACCUUAAGUGAACAGACUGGGUGGGAGGCAUGGCUAAGCACAGCUGUCCUUACGUGCGUGCACUAAAUAAUCCAGAAAGUGACAACACUGUACUUUUUACAAGUUUAUUAGUCCAGUGUGGUAGAAAAGGCACAACUUCAGUAAAGGUAUCAUUUAAAUUUAGAGAAUGUUACUUAGAUUUUUGUCUUUGGGAAAAGCAAUUUCCUUAAAAUUGUAGAAUUGAUGAGGCUUUUUAAACAACAUGAAAAAACAAAUAUUUACUUGGUUUUUACAAUAAAAAUAUACAUACCUUUGUUGUCUAUGCAAGCCCAUUCCAUUAAAUACUGCCCUGCUAAUGAGAGGCACUCAACAUCUGUGGGCUGAAGGAAGUUUAACAGAUGCUACUGAAUGACAAAGGAUCCUGAGAUUGAAGGGGGAAAACUCAGUAUUUACAUGGAAAUACCCAAGUCUCUAUAAAAAAUACUUAAGAUAGUGGCUUUUUGAGGUUAAACAGUUCAAUGUUAUUUUACAUUCUAAAGUGCAUACAGGUUG
Molecule: messenger RNA, 2013 nt
Organism: Condylura cristata (star-nosed mole)
Lineage: Eukaryota; Metazoa; Chordata; Mammalia; Eulipotyphla; Talpidae
Gene: RIOX2
Product: MYC induced nuclear antigen
Exons: 10
Coding region: 79-1470 (463 amino acids)
Cellular component (GO): nucleolus
Molecular function (GO): histone H3K4 demethylase activity; histone H3K36 demethylase activity
Source: RefSeq, a predicted model, not a curated record